Molecule: messenger RNA, 318 nt
Organism: Staurois parvus
Lineage: Eukaryota; Metazoa; Chordata; Amphibia; Anura; Ranidae
Source: the annotation of a GenBank genome assembly
UACCAUUUUUUCCUUCACGCGAAACCUGGAACUGACUGCGCUGGUGUACCGGGUCCAUUUAAAUACCUUGAAAAUGCUUUGCAUGCAUUUUGGAUGAUGAAAAAAGGCUCUGGACAGCAUCGGGAACUGGAAGAGGAAAAAAAAAUUUCAAUCGCAAACACUCAUAAACGUGAUUUGCCGCGUUUACAAGCGUUUUGCAUUUGAAACGCUGAUAAAAUCGACUGCUGAACGCAAUUUUUCUGCGUUCAAAAAAAAACGACUGUAAACUCAACUGCCUGUAAAUGACAUAGUGUACAUGGACACAUAGGAAAACAUUAG